This is a messenger RNA of Pteronotus mesoamericanus, 2667 nucleotides long. RefSeq names its product PR/SET domain 9 (gene PRDM9). Lineage: Eukaryota; Metazoa; Chordata; Mammalia; Chiroptera; Mormoopidae. The transcript is spliced from 11 exons. Gene Ontology annotation, cellular component: nucleus. Gene Ontology annotation, biological process: positive regulation of reciprocal meiotic recombination; regulation of DNA-templated transcription. The record is from RefSeq and is a predicted model, not a curated record. Bases 1 to 2667 code for a protein of 888 amino acids. Gene Ontology annotation, molecular function: histone H3K36 methyltransferase activity; histone H3K4 methyltransferase activity; recombination hotspot binding.
AUGGGCCCCGACCGGUGUCCGCAGGAGAGCCCCGAGGGAGAAGCUGGGAGAACAGGGCGGAAGCCAAAGGGCAAAGAUUCUUUGAAAGACAUUUCCCUCUACUUCUCCAAGGAAGAGUGGGCAGUGAUGGGAGACUGGGAGAAAAGCCGGUACAGGAACGUGAAAAGGAAUUUCGAUGUGCUCAUCAGCCUAGGUCUCAGGGUCCCUCGACCAACUUUCAUGUGUCACCGCAGGCAGACUACCAAGCUGCAGGAGGAGAACCCUGAAGAUUCUGAUGAAGAAUGGACUCCAAAGCAGCAAGUCAAACCUUCUUGGGUGGCCUUCAGAAAGGAACAGAGUAAACAUCAGAAGGCAACAUCCAAGGUGCUGUUAAGCAAUGAAUAUAGUUUGAAGGAAUUGUCAAGAACAGGAAAUUUGCUGACUGAAAGUGGCUCAGAGCAUGCUGAGAAACCAGUGUCCCUUCCUGGAGAAGCAUGUACCUUUGCACAGCACACUAGACAAAAGCUGGAUCUCAGGAGAAAGGAGAUUGAACUGAAGAUGUAUAAUCUACGAGAAAGAAAGGGCCAUGUGUACCAAGAGGUCAACGAGCCCCAGGAUGAUGACCACCUUUAUUGUGAAAAGUGUCAGAACUUCUUCAUUGACAGCUGUGCUGUGCACGGACCCCCUACAUUUGUAAAAGACAGUGCAGUGGACAAAGGGCAUCCCAACCGCUCAGCCCUCACUCUGCCGCCUGGGUUGAGAAUCAAACCAUCAGGCAUCCCAAAGGCUGGGCUUGGAGUGUGGAAUGAGGCAGCAGAUUUGCCAGUGGGUCUGCAUUUUGGCCCUUAUGAAGGACAGAUCACAGAAGAUGAAGAGGCAGCCAAGAGCGGAUACUCCUGGCUGAUAACCAAAGGGAGAAACUGCUAUGAGUAUGUGGAUGGAAAAGAUAAAUCCUGGGCCAACUGGAUGAGGUAUGUGAACUGUGCCCGGGAUGAUGAAGAGCAGAACCUGGUGGCCUUUCAAUAUCACAGGCAGAUUUUCUACCGAACCUGCCGGGUCAUCAGGCCGGGCUGUGAGCUGCUGGUCUGGUACGGAGACGAGUACGGCCAGGAGCUGGGCAUCAAGUGGGGCAGCAAGUGGAAGAGCGAGCUCACAGACAGAAAAGCAAAAUCAAAAUCUGAGAUCCACCCAUGCCCCUCCUGCUCUCUGGCCUUCUCCUGUCAGAAAUUCCUCAGCCAACAUGUGAAAUCCAAUCAUCCUUCUCAGAGCCCCCCAGGAACGUCUGCAAGAAAACACCUCCAAGGAGAGGAACCCUGCCCAGAGGAUCAGAAUCACCAGCAGCAACAUACUAAUACACACAGCUGGAAUGAUAAAGCUGAAGAUCAAGAGGUCAAAAAGAGGUCCAAACCUUUGCUUAAAAGGAUCAGUCAGAGGAGAAUUUCAAGACCCUUUUCCAAACCUUCCAAAGAACGAAUGAAGAGCUCUAGUGAGCAUGAGAGAAUGAUGGAUGAAGAGCACAGUAGAGGCCUGAAAGACAAUCCAGAGGACAUAGGCAAGUUAUUUGUGAAAGUAGGAAUGUCAAGAAUUGCACCAAUCAAGCACGGGGAGUGUGGGCGAGGCUUUACACGGAAGUCGAAUCUCAUCACACACCAGAAGACACACUCGGGGGAAAAGCCCUAUGUUUGCGGGGAGUGUGGGCGAGGCUUUACACGGAAGUCGAAUCUCAUCACACACCAGAGGACACACUCGGGGGAAAAGCCCUAUGUUUGCGGGGAGUGUGGGCAAGGCUUUACAUGGAAGUCGAGUCUCAUCACACACCAGAGGACACACUCGGGGGAAAAGCCCGAUGUUUGCGGGGAGUGUGGGCGAGGCUUUACAUGGAAGUCGAGUCUCAUCAUACACCAGAGGACACACUUGGGGGGAAAGCCCUAUGUUUGCGGGGAGUGUGGGCGAGGCUUUACACGGAAGUCGAAUCUCAUCAUACACCAGAAGACACACUCGGGGGAAAAGCCCUAUGUUUGCGGGGAGUGUGGGCGAGGCUUUACAUGGAAGUCGAGUCUCAUCAACCACCAGAGGACACACUCACAGGAAAAGCCCUAUGUUUGCAGGGAGUGUGGGCGAGGCUUUACACGGAAGUCGAGUCUCAUCAUACACCAGAGGACACACUCAGGAGAGAAGCCCUAUGUUUGCGGGGACUGCGGGCGAAACUUUACACAGCAGUCGAAUGUCAUCAUACACCAGAGGACACACUCGGGGGAAAAGCCCUAUGUUUGCGGGGACUGCGGGCGAGGCUUUACACAGCGGUCGAGUCUCAUCAGCCACCAGAGGACACACUCGGGGGAAAGGCCCUAUGUUUGCGGGGAGUGUGGGCGAGGCUUUACACAGCGGUCGAGUCUCAUCAUCCACCAGAGGACACACUCGGGGGAGAAGCCCUAUGUUUGCGGGGACUGCGGGCGAAACUUUACACAGCGGUCGAAUCUCAUCAGCCACCAGAGGACACACUCACCGGAAAAGCCCUAUGUUUGCGGGGAGUGUGGGCGAGGCUUUACACAGCGGUCGAGUCUCAUCAACCACCAAAGGACACACUCAGGGGAGAAGCCCUAUGUUUGCAGGGAGUGUGGGCGGGGCUUUACACAGAAGUCACAUCUCACCAGUCACCAGAGGACACACUCAGGGGAGAAGCCCUAA